CAAAUCUGAUUGGAUGUCUAGGUAUUAUUGAUUGUAAACAAGGUUGUACUUCAUGUUUAACAUUCACCCACAGUUGUAAUAAUCAACGUGCAAAUGCAAACCGGAUGAAACUUUGCGAUAAAAUCCGAAGCAUCACACCCGAUGAUGUAUCAGAUGGUAUAAUAAGAGGGAUUGAUGAUGUCAUAAAUAGAUGUAAUUGUAAUGUCAUACACAACGUUUACAUUGCAUCACCUCCAUCACAAUACCCUCUUAUGACAAAGUUACAACAAAUACUUCAUAAUCGACAUAAUGUUACAAUGCAUUAUGGGAAACAUCUGCAUGAUUACAUUCUCCAUAACUUUGGACAAUGUAGUUGGUUACGUCAGAAUUUCAAUGAUAUUUUAUCAACAAUUGAAAUGCAGCUUUGCAUUAAUUCCAAGGUCUUUUACAGAGCCACUGCAUCAAGUUGGUCCAACAAUGUUGUGAUGUUACGACAGCGUCAACUGUUCGAUCGGCCAUUUCUUAGUUUAAUCAAGAAUCUAUGACAAAUAUUUAUUUCAUUAAAACAUUACAAAUAUGUAA
Molecule: messenger RNA, 561 nt
Organism: Ciona intestinalis (vase tunicate)
Lineage: Eukaryota; Metazoa; Chordata; Ascidiacea; Phlebobranchia; Cionidae
Source: RefSeq, a predicted model, not a curated record